AUGUGAGAAAGACAACGAGAAGGCCAUCCAAGAUGGCUGGCCAAAAAAGCGAAGAAUGGUCUUCGUUUUUAAACAAUUCCAGCUCGGAUUAUGAACCAAAUUUAAACAGGGAUGGGAAUAUUUGCGACAACAUGGAUGGGUUCGAUGAUAUCUUUUCCUACAUCUACCCUGAUGAUGAAAAUCCUCAAGGCAAUGGUUCAUAUACUACAGUCAAGACAGAGCCACCUACCCUUACCCCUCCUUAUACUCCACCUGAUAUGAUGGAAGGUGUUCAUGAAGAGUCUGUGUCAGAAGAUCUUGAUCAGUUUUUGCCCAUGCCUAAUAUUGAGACCAGUUUGGCUUCAGGCUUUUCUCUGAGUUCUUCAGAUGAACUCGUAGAGCAGAAACCUGUACUACCAAUGCAGGCAAAUGCACAGACACCAGAACCUAAUGUCAGUCACAGCAAUCUCAGUGCAAGUGAGAUGCUACAGACUUUGAUUUCUCAACAAAAUCAACAGAAAGGUAUUCUACAGCAGCCAGCAAAUUCAGUUGCUAAUGACGUUUCAUUGGUUGAUAUACUACAAAGGCCGAGAAAUACUAAUCCUACGAGUGUUCAAAAUGCAACAGUCCCUCAAAAAGACCAACAGCCAGCUUCUUUGGUCAACAACCAAGUUCAGCUUCUGCAACUGCUAUUGAAAUACCAACAGCAGCAGCAACAGAAACAACAGCUUCUCCAUCAGCAACAACUUCAGAGUCAAACCAUUGCCAGUGAGACCAACCAGCUGCAACAGCUACUCAACCAAGUGUUAGUACCAGCUGUAUCUACACCACAAGUCACUGCUCCAAAUACCAUACCUAUAAAUCCGACUACAAACUCCACUCCAAUGCUCAUCACUUCUCAGAGCUCUGUAAGCUCUCCUUCUAUUCAGAGCCCAGGCACAAGUGAUUAUCAGCAAUAUUCACCUCAAAUGGGGUCUUCACCAGGUUCAGCAUCAACCAUCUCCUCUAACCCUAGCUCCCCUCAACAAGUAAUAACAGGGCCAUCAUCACCAUCUCAAACUGUGCAGUCUCAGCAACAAUCCUCCCAGCAAGUGUUUCAAAUUCCAUCAAAUUUAGUUAAUAGUAAUUCCACAAUGGUCCAGGCUUCGAUUCAAACCAAUUCUAGUGGUAAUCCAGUCAUCACUAUACCUGUUUUACUAGACAAAAUCCCAAUCAGUAGGGUCCCAACUGGGAAACAGGAUAUGAAUGGAAAACCAAUGUCCCGCUCAAACCAUAAUGCAAUUGAGAAGCGAUACCGAAAUAGUAUUAAUGGAAAAAUAAAUGAGCUGAAGGAUCUUGUUUGUGGAGUAGAUACAAAGAUGAACAAAGCAGGGAUACUAAAGAAAUCGCUGGACUAUAUCAGGUACCUCCAGAAGGAAAAUUCCCGUUUGAAGGAGGAAAACAUGGCACUAAAGAUGGCACAACAACAAAGAAAUACCAUCUCUGAAAUGAUGAAAAGACAAGAACAACAACAAGAAGCUAAAAUCAACAAGCAAAAUGAAACACAGGAACCAGAAUCUAUCACUGUCGACCAGCUCCAUGCCGAGUCAUCAGUGUUGAACUCUCCUCAGCAUUCUCCUGACUCAUCAGUCACAAAUCAGACUCACUCCAAGAACAUCAAAUUGGAAAAACUUCCCUUUAGCAGCUGUGGCAUGCUUGAUCGCACCCGUGUUGCAUUGUGUUCAUUCUUGUUUGCUUUCCUUCUUGUCAGCCCUUUGAAUUUUCUCCUGCCACAACUUGGAUCAGGUUUUCUACUGUCAUCCAGUGCCGAUUAUGCAGCAGCUCAUACAGGGGGACGUACUCUCAAUGCUGUUAACAGUUCAUCUGACCCAUACAUGAUCAUAACUUGGGCAAUUGUGUUCUGUCUCAAGUGGCUUGUCAACAUGUUCCUCGUAAUAAGUGUCUUAGUGCGUAUAUUUGUGUUUGGUGAACCUGUAACCAGACCACACUCACAGAGAGCUGUUCUUUACUGGAGGCACAAAAAUCAAGCUGAUAUAGAUUUGGCUAGGGGUGACAAUAUUUCAGCUGCCAGACAUUUAGAGAUCUGUCUGCGUGUUCUUGGUCGUCCUAUGCCCACUUCCAAGCUUGACGUGUUCUGCAGCUUUGUGUGGAAUGUUCUGCGGCAUGUUUUGUAUAGGCUUGGCAUUGGUACCUGGCUGGCCUCUACUGGGUGUGGGGUGUUGUUUAGGAAGGCAAAUGAAGACAUUACCAAAGAGUAUGACAAGAUAAAUGCCCGUGAUGCUGCACUUGUCUGCCAUAAACUGCACCAACUCAGUCUUACUGGCCAUGUUCCCAGAGGCUACUGGCGAUCAUCAGUACUUGGACUAUCAGCUAUAAAUCUUGUUGAAACUGCUGGUGAAUUUGUGAGUGUGCAGACAAAGGCCCAGAUAUACGUGACAGCAGCCAUCCAAAUCAGAGCAGCUCUCCCUGAUGGAUUGAACUUUGGUGCACGUUAUUUCCUUGCUCGUGCUAGAGAUACCUGUGCAGGAGCUACCAUUCCACGACCAUUACGAUGGCUGUUUCAGCCGCAGGGACACAGAUUUUUUGUCAGCACCAAGUGGUCAUGUCAGAGGAAUGAUACCGUAUGGGCCACCAUAGCAAAUAAUGCUGAUCCAAUGGCCCAUGUGAGUCAGGCAUUCCGUGAACGCCUACUCCUUGAAGCUUUAUCUGCUAUUGUCCUACCCAAAGACAAGCCAUCUGAAAAAGAUGACACCCAGAAUGUGAAAGACAGCUGGGUAGAUGCUUUGCACUACCUUGACAUAUUGAAUGUCUGUGCCGAGGCAACAGAAGAACCUAGAGAUGGUGGUUCAUGUGUCUUGGGGAGUGAUAAGAGACCUGUUCACAGUAGAGAUGAUGCAGCCAAGUGGUGGGCUACAGUUGGUAUGGUGGCAGUACACUGGUUAAGAGGUGAAGAAGAGGCGGCUGAGAGAUUGUACAGCACAGUUGGCAGUGUUCCGAAGAAUGUUUGGAAUGCAGAAGAUCCAUUAGCCAAAGCAAUACUGGAGGCCUUCAGAGCUAGAAAAGAAGCUUUCAACAGUAAUGUUACAAGAGAGAAGCUAGAAGAAUGCUAUAAACUAACAGAGAAAUCAGGCCUUCACCUAAGAGAGAGUAUCAGCUUGUCAUCAUACCAAAGUGCCAGCAAACUGCGUCAGCUUGCCCAGCUUCUUUGUUGUGAUUGGCUGUUAGCCACAGAGACAGAUAUUUGGGAAAGAAGCACUAGCCCUGACAAGCCUGCCAGGCCUGUGGAUCCUGACAUACUCUCGUCAUUCCAGUAUGACUUGGAGAGUCUUCAGAAACUUACCCAUGAUGUGCCUGCUGCUCUACCAAGGCUUUAUUUGUAUCAAGCGGUGUCACGAAUGAUGGCUGGUGCUAACCCCACCCAGACUCAUCAGUUAUUAGAGCGCAGCUCACUAAGGCAACGGUUUGCCUUCAAUGGUGUUCCAGGAUUCAAGGGUGCAUCAAGUUUAAAGAGUUCUGGUGAACGAGAGUAUGUAACAAGUGAGCAUGAACGUGCUGCUGCUUUAAUGAUGGCAUGUCGCCAUCUUCCAGAACCCUUUCUCUCUGCUCCAGGCCAGCGUAAAGGAAUGCUUGUAGAAGCAGCCAGCUCUCUUGAGCGUAUGGGAGACAAACGCACCCUACAGGAUUGUCAUCAGCUAUUACUACAGUUAGGCACAGUAGCAAGUACAACAGAUACGUAGUACAGUCUUUGACCAACACUUCUUGUAAUGUGUUUGUUGGAAAUGUUCAAAUACUGAAGCUACAAUUAUACAUGUGCUAUUCUUACUGUAGUUUCAGUUCAGAGAUAGAGCCGUGAAAGUUCUGUGUUAAAGCAAGCAGAAAAGCAGGUAACAGCAUAAAAAUUGUAGUAUGUUUGUUAUAUGUCUAUAAAGUAGGCAGAAUAUUUGUACGUUAAUUAUAGCAUUAUAUAAUUGAAAUCAUAUCAGUCUUUUAUUAUGAGAGUAUUAGAUUUAAGUACCAUAUCUAACUCUCUUUUAUCUCUAUUCUACGAUUCUACAUCUUUAAUGCUUGUACAAUAGGACUGCAUGUUAUUCGUAAACUACAAGAAAUGGUGAAAAUCCCUGGAGUUUGUCAACAGAAUCAUGCACUCAUAAUAUAUAUAUAGAUAGUAAUAGCUACUUGUAGGUAUCAACAUUUGCUAACAUUUCUGAUGAAGGCAUGCAGCCAUCAUUGCAGCCACAAUCACGAGUGUUUAUUAUUAUAUCUAUGUGUAGAAACUGCCAAAAACUUUAGAAUAUUUGCACUUAGUUAAAAACACUACAUUCCUUGUAUGCCUUAUAAAAUACCUUAACUUGGAUGCCAAAGGUCACCUAUCUUAAAUGGCCAGGGAGUGGGAAGUAACUGGUACAGUUGACUGACAAGAAGUAAAACAAGAAUGCUCAGGGUAUUGAUGGGUUGCAAGCAUUCCCAAGAGAGUGAAAAGACAAAAGCAUGGCAGCCAUUGCGGUGCCGUUGACAAUGCAUGCUAAUGACAAAUCUUUUGUUAAAUGGCACCAACACUCUCCCGAGAGGCCGCAAUGACCUAACAUGCAAUUAAAGAAUAAAGCCUAUAGGUAUAACUGACAGCACUAGAUAGUUUAAUAUCUUAUAAGUUUAAUUAUUUUAUAUUUACUGGUCAAACACUUUUAAAAAAAUUUGAAAUAGUAUUGUUAAGUCUUUAUGUGACUUUAUGAUUUUCUUUGUAACAAUGUGAUCUUUCAAAGGUUUCAUGGAUAUUAGACUGAAUGAAGAAUUUAAUAAAAAGAUAUUUGUUGAGUGGUUAA
Actinia tenebrosa (Australian red waratah sea anemone) is the source of this 4799-nucleotide messenger RNA. RefSeq names its product sterol regulatory element-binding protein 1. Gene Ontology annotation, cellular component: nucleus. The record is from RefSeq and is a predicted model, not a curated record. Gene Ontology annotation, biological process: regulation of transcription by RNA polymerase II. Gene Ontology annotation, molecular function: protein dimerization activity; RNA polymerase II cis-regulatory region sequence-specific DNA binding; DNA-binding transcription factor activity, RNA polymerase II-specific. NCBI's taxonomy places the organism in Eukaryota, Metazoa, Cnidaria, Anthozoa, Actiniaria, Actiniidae.